Molecule: messenger RNA, 1179 nt
Organism: Pelmatolapia mariae (spotted tilapia)
Lineage: Eukaryota; Metazoa; Chordata; Actinopteri; Cichliformes; Cichlidae
Exons: 2
Coding region: 13-891 (292 amino acids)
Source: RefSeq, a predicted model, not a curated record
UAUGUGCAGUUGAUGUUGGAGACGAAUAAAGAAGGAGUGAGAACUGAGAGCACUGUGUCGUUGAUGCUUACCUCCACAUUGGUGACCCCUGACUCGAGCAUGCAACGGGCCGCAGAUGACGCAGACUCCGCUAUGGAGGCAUCAGCGGCCGCCGGACCUCCGCCUCCUGUUGCAGCUACGUUCGCUGUGGCGCUGAAACUGCCGGACUUUUGGCUCCAUGACCCCCCGUCGUGGUUCGUACACGUGGAGGCUCAGUUCGCCCUUCGCGGCAUCUCGGCUGACGACACGAAGUAUCACCAUGUGGUGGCCUCGCUCGACCCGCUGGCCACCCGUCGCGCGAUGGCGCUCCUCCGGGACCCACCCGCCCAAGGGAAAUACGCCGCCCUUAAAGAGCUGCUUCUUCGGCGCUAUGCCCUCUCCGACGCUGAACGAGCCGAAAAGCUCCUCAACUUGUCAGGCUUGGGUGGCGGUACCGCGCUCGAGCUCAUGGAGAACAUGCUAUCGUUGCUCGGGCCGGAUGACGGGGGAUUCCUCUUCGCCCACCUCUUCCUCCGCCAGCUACCGGCCGCCGUGAGAGCUGUCCUCGCAAACUCCCCACUUCUGCCGGCGAAGGAUUAUCGCUCCCUGGCUGAAGAAGCGGAUCGCAUUCUCCUGGCUAGCCGCACUUUCAACGUUCACGCCCUGGCUACGGACUCGCCGGCGGCGCCUUCCACUGCUCCACCUGCCUCCCCCGGAGCAUCCGCCCCCUUGCUGACGGCAGGGAUUGCUACACGCCGGCACCGCGGAAAGAACAUCUGUUUCUACCAUCAGCGUUUUGGCGACAGAGCGCGUCGCUGCCUGCCGCCUUGCGCUUUCACGGCCCAGGGAAACGGACCCGCCAGCGCGCCGUAGCAGCCGCGACCGCUGGCGACACAGAAAGGCUGCUCUUCAUAGAGGACUCGCGCUCCGGGAGACGUUUUCUCGUGGACUCCGGCUCCCAGAAGAGCCUCCUUCCCCCUACCGCUGCCGACGGACUAGCAGCGAACUGUGGGCCGCAGCUCAUGGCAGCUAAUGGCUCUCCCAUCACAACGUUUGGGGAAAGGAGCGACGCGCAAUCAACGGAGUCCGAGUCGCCUGCAGCUUUUUCUGACCGCCAGUGCCAGCCUCGCUUCCGGGCUGGGUUGCCCUCUGUCAGUUCCC